Chenopodium quinoa (quinoa) is the source of this 2299-nucleotide messenger RNA. Its product is annotated as pectinesterase-like. Gene Ontology annotation, molecular function: pectinesterase inhibitor activity; pectinesterase activity. The coding region runs from base 103 to 1758 and encodes 551 amino acids. Gene Ontology annotation, biological process: cell wall modification. The record is from RefSeq and is a predicted model, not a curated record. The transcript is spliced from 2 exons. Lineage: Eukaryota; Viridiplantae; Streptophyta; Magnoliopsida; Caryophyllales; Amaranthaceae.
GUUGAGUGAUUUAUAACUCCUCUAUAUAUGCCCUAUGUGUUCCUAGGAAGUAGAAAACAUGCAACCUAGCUAAUUCCAUCAGCUAACUCUAACAAAGUAGCAAUGCAAUACACUAUGCCAUUCACUCUAUCCAAUUUUUUCCAAGUAACCUUGCACAUUUUGCUCUUAUUUUCUUUCUCCUCUUCUCAAACUCCCUCAGAUUUAGAUACAACAUGUAGCAAAACUCUUUAUCCAAGCUUUUGCAAAUCAAUUCUAGCAGAAAAUAACUUGCAAAGUAAAACUAUACAAGAUUAUGGUCAUUUUUGCCUUAGCCAAUCCUUACUUAUGACCAACAACUUCAAGUUAUUAGUAAACCAACAUCUCCAAUCCUCUAACCAAAAUAAUGUUUCUCAAGUUACUAAAUUCGCCCUUCAAGAUUGUCGGUCUCUUACUAGUCUUAACAUCGAUCUCCUUUCUACCACGGCUAAUAUGAUCAAGCCUACCAACAAUCUAAGUAGCAUGGACAUAGUUCACGUCCAAACCAUGCUUAGCGCGGCCAUGACCAAUUUAGACACUUGCUUGGAUGGGCUCAAAGAGGCGCGACCACAAUCUAGUAUGACUCAAUCCCUUUCACCUCGAAUCUCAAACAACACAAUGCUUCUUAGCCUGUCCCUUGCACUUUUUAUACAAGGUUGGGUACCGAAAAAUAACCCAAAUGAUUAUUUAGCCUUGAAAUAUGAUCAAAUUAGAACAAGGGUAGGUAAUUUUGGUAAUAGUGGGAGUAAAUUGCAACAUAUAGGUGAAAUGAUGAAUAUUAUUAUUGUGAAUACUACGGUGGUGGUAAAUCCUGAUGGAAGUGGAGAUUUUACCACUAUCAAUGAUGCAAUUACUGCUGCACCAAUAAAUAGAAUGCCAAAUACUGGCUAUUAUGGAAUAUAUGUGGCUACCGGGGUUUAUCAAGAGUACAUCAAUAUUCCUAGUAACAAGAAAUAUUUGUUGAUCGUUGGUGAUGGUAUUAAUCAGACUAUAAUCACUGGUAAUCGGAGUGUUGGUGACAAUUCGACUACUUACAACUCUGCUACAUUUGCUGUGAAUGGCGUAGGAUUUGUUGCGACAGACAUAACCAUCCGCAACAUAGCAGGGGCUAUAAAGCACCAAGCCGUGGCACUUCGAAACAGUGCUGACCUUUCAGCCUUCUACAGAUGCAGCUUCGAAGGGUAUCAAGACACAUUGUACGCACAAUCCAUGAGACAAUUCUACAAAGAAUGUGACAUCUACGGAACAGUUGAUUUCAUAUUUGGUAACGCAGCAGCAGUCUUUCAAAAUUGCAACUUAUAUGCUAGACAACCAUUACCACGACAAUUUAAUCUUAUAACUGCUCAAGGUCGAACUGACCCAAACCAAAACACUGGAUUCUCAAUCCAAAAAUCCAUGAUUAGAGCCGCCGAUGACUUAGCAUCAAGCAAUUUUACCGUCGAGACUUAUUUAGGGAGGCCGUGGAAAGAAUACUCUAGAACAAUUUUUAUGCAAUCGUUCUUGGAUAAUUUGAUUCAACCUCUUGGUUGGCAUGAGUGGAAUGGAAGUUUUGCACUUGGCACAUUGUAUUAUGGUGAGUACAACAACACUGGACUAGGGUCUAAUACUGUUAACCGUGUCACGUGGCCGGGGUACCAUGUGAUUAUUCGGACCAUGGCAUCUUAUUUUACCGUGUCUUACUUUAUUGUGGGUGACUUUUGGUUGCCCUCUACCGGAGUACCUUAUACCUUAGGUUUGUUUUAAUUACUAUGUAUCUAUAUGUAUAUUUAUACACAAAGGAUGUGUAUUACGAAUAUAUGAUUUCCAUUUAAAAAAAAAAAACUGAAGGGAAAAAAAAAUCAAAAUUAUAAAACAGAAAUCAAUUCUCUUAAGUCUUCAUCAUUAAUGAGGUGUGCAUGUUUUUGAUAUAAAUAUUUACUUUACAUUUUUGUUUAAUGAGUAUGUUUAAAUGUUAUGAAUUAUAGCGCGUCUUGCAUGCGGCUGGUCACCAUGUGACUGCUUGUAAAAAAAACUAAAUAACCCUUCUAAUACUGACUGAGUAACCCCUAUAACACUGAUUGAGUAACCCCUACAACACUAACCAAGUAACCUCUGUAACACUGACAGAAUAACCCAUGUAACACUGAUUGAGUAACCCCUAUAACACUGACCUAGUAACCUCUGUAACACUGACAGAGUAACCCCUAUAACACUGACAGAGUAACCCCUAUAACACUGAUUGAGUAACCCCUAUAACAUUGACCAAGUAACCCCUGUAAUACUGAAUGAGUAAUCUCUAACCUAG